GGGCUUUCCAGACCAAUCGCCACCUCCGCCACAAACAACAACCAACAGUCGAAAGAGGCCUCGGAGAACUGUAUCUUCGUUAGAAAAUGAACUUGGCGCACUAUCAGCGGAGUCUGGCCCUGAGGGUGGUGCGGCGGAACUAUCUGAAGGGCGUUUUGAAGACCCACCCGAAGAACGAAGUGAAGAACGACAGCAAUUAGAAUCAACAGCUACUACCGAAGAUCUGUACCGAGUAUUAUCAGUUGGCAUGGAUGCUGUUAAAAACUCAAUAGAUAAGGGUAAGGCACGUAUCAUUGAAUUAGAAAAUAAGGUUGAAGAGUUAACCAAGCAAAAUCAAGAAUUAUUGAGAAAAGUGCAAAAGUUGGAAAUUGAAAAAGCGGAAAAUGAAACCAAAUUAACAGGUAUUCGCAAUCUUGUUAGAAGUGAUACUGGUGCAUCAUAA
Messenger RNA from Racocetra persica, 442 nucleotides. NCBI's taxonomy places the organism in Eukaryota, Fungi, Glomeromycota, Glomeromycetes, Diversisporales, Gigasporaceae. The record is from the annotation of a GenBank genome assembly.